CGGUUCGCGGAGCUCAAGGCUGAGGGAGACGCGUCCCCGACUCCAGGCUGCCAUGAGCACCCCCACCGUACCCCGGGACCUGCAGCUGCCCGCGACUCAGAGAUCCCAGACCGCGUUCAGAGAGCAAAGAAGACAGAAACUUGCAGAACAUCUGUUAAGACGAAAAACAAUGUUUGCAUGCAAACAGGAAAAUAAGAUAGCCAGUAGAGGCCAAAGAGUGAUGACAUCUGAGGACCAGAUCCAAGAAGGGACAAAAGUUUUGAAACAUAAAACAAAAAUGGCCAAUAAAGAAAAUAUCAAAGUACCUACAGAGAACAAAACUAACACAACAGUGGAAAAAAAUUGUACUCCUUUAAAACCUUCUAAUGAAUUAACUGAUUCAGCUACAGCAAUUGAAACACAUAAUUUUGAGGCUGAUAAUAAGACACUGCAGUUGUUACCAAUUAAAGAUGAUCCCCAGAGUCAAACUAUGACAUUAAGUCAGGCAUUUCAUUUUAAAAAAAAUAAUAGAAAACAAGUGACUGCAGAAAAACCAAUGCAAGAUGCUAACAUGCCCAGGAAGCCUGUGCUUGGAUGUUAUCGUGGCCAAAUUGUUCAGUCUAAGAUUAAUUCAUUUAGAAAACCUCUACAAGUCACAGAUGAGAGUUCUGCAACCACAAAGAAACUUUCAUCUACUAUCUCUAAGACCACAAAGCCUGAGCCUGUAAAGACCAGCAGUGUAACAAUGAGAAGUGAUAGAGCCUCAAAUAUGACUGCUACCAGUAAAUCUGUGAGCACUACAUCUCAGAGCACACAACUUAUGCGACCUCCAAUUAGAAAUCACCACAGUAACACCCAGGACACUCUGAAACAAGGCAUCAGCAGAAGCUUUGCCAAUAUUACCAUUCGAAAAGGGCCUUCUGAAAAAGAAUUAUUACAAUCAAAAACAGUUUUAUCUUCUGUCAAAACCAGUUCUUGUCAGGACAUAAAAAGAAAUAAGUCACUGUCAAGAAACACAGCAUCUGAAACUGUAACUAGGCCUGCUUCAUCUUCAAAUACCAAACUGAUAGAAAAGUCAAAAACUAUUGACCAGCGCAGACAUACUAUUGCAAAAGCAACUGUUGAUAGAUCAGCUCAGUCUAAAGAAACUGCAGAAGAGAGAAAAGCUCGUCUGAGUGAGUGGAGAGCCAGCAAAGGAAAAGUGCUGAAAAGGCCUCCUAACUCAGUUAUCCAGCCUGAGCCUGAAGGACAAAAUGAAAAACCAGUCGGGUCCUUUUGGACUACUAUGGCAGAAGAAGAUGAACAAAGAUUAUUUACUGAAAAAGUAAACAAAACAUUUUCUGAGUGCCUGAAUCUGAUUAAUAAGGGUUGUUCAAAAGAAGAAAUACUGGUCACACUAAAUGACCUGAUUAAAAAUAUUCCAGAUGCCAAAAAGCUUGUUAAAUAUUGGAUAUGUCUUGUACGUAUUGAACCAAUCACAAGUCCUAUUGAAAAUAUUAUCUCAAUCUAUGAGGAGGCCAUUCUCUCAGGGGCUCAGCCUAUUGAAGAGAUGCGACAUGCAAUUGUAGAUAUCCUGACAACAAAGAGUCGAGAAAAGGUUAAUUUUGGAGAAAAUAUUGAGGACACUCAUGUAAUCAAGGAGCAAAACCAAGAGGUCAACAUUGAAGAUACAGGUGUUACUCUACAGCCAGGAAAACUGGAAAUGGAGAAUAAGCAUCAUGGAAAUGUGGUAUCUAAAGAUAAUAUAAAAGAACAAGAUGACAAAGUAAAAGAUACAGUGGAUGAAUUUAGAACCCCAGAAACAGAAACUGGAGCAAGUUGCUUAAUUAAAUAUAAUGUAUCUACUACACCAUACUUGCAAAGUAUAAAAAAGAAGAUGCAACUUGAUGAAACAAAUUCCGCACUUAAAGAUCUAAAGUUUCUAACACCAGUAAGACGUUCCAGACGUCUUCAAGAGAAGACUUCUAAAUUGCCAGAUAUGUUAAAAGACCAUUAUCCUUGUGUAUCUUCACUGGAACAGUUAUCAGAGUUAGGAGGUGAAACUGAUGCUUUCGUAUGCCGCCCUAAUGCAGCACUGUGCCCUAUGUUCUCUGAGACAGAUACAACAGAAGAGAUAAAACUUCCAUGAGGAAUGAGGGUUUUUAUUACUCCUGGGAUGGUUUUUGUGGCUUUGUAUUUCCCUUAGGUCUGGAGUUGGCCAAGUAUCUAAGUAUUCAUGGCAGUGAGCUUCUUUAUUAAUAUUCAUAAUACAGGAGGAAUUGCCCUUCUAUGUGGAAAACUGUCCUACCUUGUCAAUCUCAACAGGCUACUUUUCUUUAAUAUAAGUGAAUUUUGUCAGCUUUUUACUGUGUUCCUUAAGAAUAUUAGCUUGUUCAUUUUAUUAAAUGUAAGUACAGUAAUGGUGCAUCAUCAGAAAAUGAGGUGUUCUGGAUAAAAUUUACAUUUUAACACUCAUAUUUUAAAAACUUGAUUCACCUCUGUUUUUAAACAGAAGACAAUUUUUUUGCCUAUUGUUGCUUAGUACGGAAGUCAAAAAUUGGGGCUGGGAAUAGUAGUGUAGUACAUGCUGCUUAUCAUAGCUCAGACCCUCAUUCAAUUCCUAACACUAAAAAAAAAGUUAAAAGUUGUAAUAGGUAAGAGUGACUCCCUUUAAGUAUUAAGACAUAGAAGGUUUAGCUUACUUUCCUACCAGAUUGUUGCGCUCUGUUACAUCCCUUGGACUGCCUAUGGUUCAUAACUGUCACUUUUCAUACGUGAUAGUCUGUAUGUGUGGUCCUUUGCCUCUAUCUUUGCAUCAUAACUGAGGUUCCAAAGAAAGACAGUUAACUAAAUACCCCAUUUCAAACAGAAGGUACUUUGCAUAAGAAAGCCAAAGUGCCAAAAUCUAUAGUCAGUUCCUUUUGUAGUUUGACAGUCUUAAGGUUAAAAAUUUAACAUCCAUAGCUUCAUUUGAUAGUUUAUAAACUAUAUAAGAAUGGAGUUUGGGAAGGAAUGUAUAUGUAAUAAAUGUCAUUUCACUUUAGGUAGCAUUUCUAAAACAACUAGUACUUAAACUUGCUUUUUUCUCCAUAAUAUAAAAAUGUCACUGUUAAAUCAUGUUUUCUGACACAUGAUAAUUACAUACAGUAAGCAGUUUUCUGUUACACAUAAAUACUAUCAAUAAAAAUGUUUUAUA
This is a messenger RNA of Castor canadensis (American beaver), 3154 nucleotides long. RefSeq names its product cytoskeleton associated protein 2 (gene Ckap2). Lineage: Eukaryota; Metazoa; Chordata; Mammalia; Rodentia; Castoridae. Gene Ontology annotation, biological process: negative regulation of microtubule depolymerization. The record is from RefSeq and is a predicted model, not a curated record. Gene Ontology annotation, cellular component: microtubule cytoskeleton.